Molecule: messenger RNA, 1650 nt
Organism: Andrographis paniculata
Lineage: Eukaryota; Viridiplantae; Streptophyta; Magnoliopsida; Lamiales; Acanthaceae
Product: protein NDL1-like
Exons: 10
Coding region: 249-1307 (352 amino acids)
Source: RefSeq, a predicted model, not a curated record
UGGCGGAGGAGAGAGAGAGAGAGAGAGAGGGCGGAGAACCGUCGGUGGAGGAGAAUUGAUUUCAUAUAUUCGGGUAGAAAAACAAAAAACCAAAAAUCGUAGACGAAGAUUUGUAGGAAGCUGAAGAAUCGCUUCGUCCACAAGCCUGCCUGCGCCUCUCUCUCUCCUAAUACAUACAGGUAAUGCGAAUGCGUUAGUGUUUUUGGAGGAAUUAAUUGCUCCGGAAUCGGGAGGAAGAGGCGGCGGCGAUGGCUGAAUGGUGCGCCGACUCCGUCUGCCUCGACGUGGAGACGAUUUAUCUUGGUGGAAAGGAACAUAUCAUACAAACUCGAUGUGGCUCGGUGUCGGUUAUAGUGUAUGGUGACCCGGACAAGCCUGGCCUGAUCACUUAUCCAGAUCUGGCUUUAAAUCAUAUGUCGUGUUUUCAAGGACUGUUCUUUUGUCCGGAAGCUGCGUCGUUGCUGCUACACAAUUUUUGUAUUUAUCAUAUCAGUCCUCCAGGGCACGAGUUGGGAGCUGCUCCACUUUCUGAUGAUAUUCCUGUCCCUUCGAUUGAGGACUUGGCCGAUCAAAUUCUGGAGGUGCUCGACUAUUUCAGGCUUGGCGCAGUUAUGUGUAUGGGUGUAAUGGCCGGCGCUUACAUCCUCGCCUUAUUUGCCAUGAAGUUUAGAGAGCGGGUUCUUGGUUUGAUCCUCGUUUCUCCUCUGUGCAAAGCGCCGUCUUGGACGGAAUGGCUAUGUAAUAAGGUCAUGUCGAACUUGCUUUAUUAUUACGGCAUGUGUGGAGUUUUGAAGGACUUCUUACUCUACCGGUACUUCAGCAAGGAAGUUCGCGGCACUGUAGAAGUCCCGGAAUCUGACAUCGUUCAAGCAUGCCGACGGCUCCUCGACGAGAGGCAGAGCUUAAAUGUUUGGCGAUUCCUUCAAGCGAUAAAUGCGCGACCUGACAUAACCGACGGGCUGAAGACGCUGAGGUGUCGCACGCUGAUAUUCGUCGGAGAUGAUUCUUCUUUCCAUUCCGAAGGUCUCCACGUCGCUGCGAAACUCGAUCGAAGAUUCAGCGCCUUGGUUGAGGUGGAGGCGUGCGGAUCGAUGGUGACGGAGGAGCAGCCGCACGCUAUGUUGAUACCGAUGGAAUAUUUCUUGAUGGGGUACGGUAUGUACAAGCCAAAUCUGUUCAACGGAAGCCCGAGGAGCCCUCUGAGCCCGACAUGCAUUUCUCCGGAGCUUCUCUCACCGGAAAGCAUGGGGCUGAAGCUGAAACCAAUCAAGACGCGCAUAUCGUCGUCGUCGUCACCCCGAAGGUAGAUCGAAAUCAAAAUCGAAACCGAAACCGAAACUUCAGUACAGGUUUUUGCUUUCUUCUUACUCAUCAGUAUAAGCAUCAGCAUCCAUUUUUAGAGAAAACUAGAAGAAGAUGAAUUGUGUUUUUUAUUUUACUUUUUUGGUAGAGAGAGAGAGAAGUCACUUAAAAGUAUUGAUUCUUUUGGUGAACAUAAAUAUAAAUAAAUAUAUAUAUAUAUUAUAUGUAUGUUAGGAUGGAGACAUAUAUAUAUAUAUAUAUACAUUACAUAUGUGGAUUUAUUCAUUCAUUAUGUGUAUCUGUAUUUUGUAUCAUCUAUAAAUCAAUCAUUCUGCCGAUUUUAUAUGA